AACAAAAGACCAUUGGACGCUCAUUGGAUGCUUUGUGUUGCAAUUCUCCUAAUCAUUUUAGUUUGACUGAAACGUAUACUCGUUGUUUCAAACACAAGUUAAAUACAUGUCAGAUUCUUAUACCAACAUGCCCACCUUCAAAGGCUUGUCGAAAGUUGCUUUCUUGGGAAUAUCAGUAUCUUCAAAUGAAGAUCUUUUUACAAUAUUUCAAAGUUCGAUACUGAAUCGAUAAGUUUCCAGCCUCACGCAGAAGGAAUUACGUAAUAGUGAAAUAUAUUGUUGUGGACAUUGGAAGAAUUUGAUGUCACCACCAAAGAAGGCAAAGACUGUUCUGGGGUGCCAUCGUGGUGGACUAUCUUCCAAAAGGCCAGACAAUAAGGAGAGCAUAUUAUGCUGCGCUUUUCAGGUAAUGACGUGAUGGAUUAAAUACAAAGAGACAUGGAAAGCUAAGACUUUGUGUGCUCUUCAAUACGCAAGUGCGCAAAUCAGUAAUCAAUCACCCUCUGGAUGUUGUUAUGUUUGUGAUGAAACUGAGAUUCAUAUCUAAAACAUGAAUCGUAUUGUUUAGCUAUAACCAUGUCAAAAGCAGGUGCUUGCUUUAUCUUGAAUACUUCCAAUGUUUACCACUGUUGUGAUAGACUUGUCACAAAGUAAUAUUGAUUUACAGUUAACUCUGAACAAAACCUCCCAUUCACGACCUCAGUUCUGCAUCCUUCAGAGACUCAGCGAACCUGGUGUAUUGUGGCAAAGCUUUGAUUAUUCUGUGUAUUACUUCCAUGUGGAUUCCUUUUGGAUUGGACAACUGCUAUCAUCGUGCUGAUAUGAUGACCAACAAAACCUUUCAUCACUUUGGUCAAUUGGGAAUAAUAUACAUUUGUUGUCAGAUACUUUCGAGUAUGGUACCAGUAACAAAUACAUGUAUGCCGGAUCUUCAUUAUGGAAAACACCUAGUGAGAUCAACGUUUAAGAUAAUCGAGAAAUCAUCUCUGUUCUCCUGUGCCGCUGAAUGUGUUUCAUAUGGAAUAUGCAAGUCCUUCAAUUUUGGAUUUGGGAGGAGAACGUGCCAUCUAAAUGUAUUUGAUGACCUCCAAUAUCUGGAAGAUGGAGGGAAAGAGGAUUUCAUUUACAGUUCAAUUAUGAGUUGGAACAAGACAGCACUUGGUCCUUGUCAUAACAUCAUGUGUGGAUACACGCAGAGAUGCAGUACUAUGAGAAAUGGCAUCGUGCAGUGCGUGGAGGAACUUCUACCUAAUAUUGCGAAAUAUAAGCCAGCAAAUGCAAGUUCAGUGUGGCAUCCUGAAACGUUCCAGCCUAGUGUUGCAGUAGACGGUGAUGUUACAGCGACAUGGUCAUCUGGAUCCUGUUUUACUGUUGACAAUGGGGAUUUCUCACCCUGGUGGCAGGUGGACCUUCUGGACAAAUACGUCGUUGUGGAAGUCCGUGUCACCAGUAGAGAAGACUGUUGUCCUGAACGACUUCACGACUUCGCCCUGGACGUGUAUCAAGACGACCCUCUUGUCUACCCUAGUGGCAGUCCACAACUGUGUUACAUGUACAAUGGAGCCGUCACAGAGCGUGGCAAGACAGUUGCCAUACAGUGUACUUCACCCUUGACUGGCCGUUACCUGAGACUUAGUGGACACAAAACGAUUAACAGUCGUGAUAUUCUGCAGUUUUGUGAAGUCCAGGUCUUUGGCUUCAAGCUGUUACUAUGAAUACGUCGCUGUCGUUUGCCUGUUGAGAACCGUUCAUUCGUACCACCAGUGAUAUUCCGCCAAGAUGGAUAAAUAUCUUAGGGGAUUUAUGGGUCUCAAGUGCUUGAUACUGUGUUUGUGCAAUCAGAGUCAUUGGACGUGGUGUGUUCAAACUCGACAGAUGAAUUUGUUAGAAAGUAACUUUGCUGACUUUGAUUGACUGUACUUUGUAUUUCAUUUUAAAUGGAGUGUAUGUGAAGGUUUAGUUGGACCAAAUGCGUGUUGUUGUCUCCUUGUACGAGGGUUGAUUGAUAAGUUCUGAGCCUCAAAUAGAAGGCAAUCUCUAGCUGCGGACAUUACAUGAUGUCAAAGAGGUGUAUCCAGAAAUACUUGAGUCAACUGAGCAAACUGUUUCACUGUGACAUCUUAGCAGCUAUGAAACUGGGAUAAAAUCCCUCCAACAUCGUUGACAAAAGUGUAUCAAUGUUGAAGGUGAUUCUUUUGAAAAAUAAUUGAUUUUGAUGUCUUUAGGUCAAGUGUUUCUGUGUGAGGAUCAGAACUAAUCAAUCAUCCGUCGUAUGUAAUACAUUAUUGAGUGUGUUCAUCAUAUAUUAUCCAGUUUGAAUUGACACGUAUGUCUCUUCAGUUCAGUGUGAGUCUAUAUCAUGAAUUAAUUAUAACCCCAAGGAGAUCCCGAGUUUUCAGUCCCGGUAACGUGAUGGGUCGUGUCAUCCUACCCAGAUUGGUGGAAUAUUGACGAUUGCGGCCAUUAACUAGAAAUACAAGGAUUGUGUGCUGCUUUCACAAAUCAAUUUGAUUCGUUGCUACUGUAUUUUGACUGAUCACAUUGAUACAAAUGUGACUCGAAAUACAUUCUACAAUUUGACUUACCGGAGAUCCACACCAUCCUUCGGAAUAAUAUUGAAAUAAUUUAAACUUUUUGUAUUUAUCUGUUUGUAUUCAACUUUUAAUAACUUUUGCAGCCAUUUUCCUCUUAGUGUUGAUCCACAUUUCUUUCAAAGUUGUGAAUCUGAGCUGUUCAUGCACGUGUUUAACACUUAUUUAUUAGAAAUAUACCCUUCCACAGUGUACUGUACAGUAUCAACACAAAAGGCUGUACCUUGUCUCUGUAACAUCUGACAGGAAAUGCGUCAGAGUAAUCUGUGCAUGAAUUUAGAUUCUCACCUAGCAUCACAUAGUUCUGCACAAUGCAGCCCCCUGUACGUUUCUUUGAUAGUGACUUCAACUUUCCAAUAGUCUACUUUACCGUUAUGAGGAGCCUUUAAUGUCUACAUUUCAGAAGAUUACAGGCAGUUUAUAUUUCACAACUGCCUGUAAGUCUGUACCAUUGUUACCACGUCCACCUUGUUGUUUUAUAUAUAUCCACGCCAUGCUUCCCCUGUAACUGUAG
Molecule: messenger RNA, 3105 nt
Organism: Haliotis rufescens (red abalone)
Lineage: Eukaryota; Metazoa; Mollusca; Gastropoda; Lepetellida; Haliotidae
Exons: 5
Coding region: 777-1715 (312 amino acids)
Source: RefSeq, a predicted model, not a curated record